Molecule: messenger RNA, 1504 nt
Organism: Ictidomys tridecemlineatus (thirteen-lined ground squirrel)
Lineage: Eukaryota; Metazoa; Chordata; Mammalia; Rodentia; Sciuridae
Source: RefSeq, a predicted model, not a curated record
UAAAUGCAGUAGUCUUUAAGUGCAAUUGGCAGACUGCAUAGAUUUCUACUUUCCUCACAAAAUGGUGGAUUGCAUAUUUAUAUUUACAAGAAUUCUGUUCAUCUCCUGCUGUUUUCUGACUAUACAUUGUGCACAACCCAACUGUACAUCUGUGACUGACUUUGAUGAUUGUCCAGGGAAUAUAACAGAUUUCUGUCCAGAGAAUAUUGUUUGUGCAUGCAAAGAUGGAGAGCCUUUUUGCAAAUGUCCAAACUUCAGAGGCCGGUGGGGAAACUAUUGGUUCAUGGGAGCUAAGUGUGACCAGCUCUGGAAUACCCUGGAUCUGAUUUUAGUAGCAACAUUGCCUGGAAUAGGAUUGGCUUUAAUAGUUGGUGUGACAAUCCAGACAAUCCACUACUGUAAAAAGAAAUCAAAGAAGAAUUUAGAUAAUAACCGAGAACAGAAGAGUUUGUCUGGACUUCGACCUCAGCAUAAUUCUGCAUAUGCUUUCGAAACUAAUUUGAGGCCUCCUCAACCUGAUCAAGACCAGGCUAGGGUUAGGAAUCAGCUGGACUUCAUCAAAGAUGGUCACUAUCAGAUGGAAGGAAAGGGGAUUGAUGUUCCAUAUCCUCUCUCUAUGGAAAGAAGAUGGCAGACAUCUGACUCCAGAUCCAAGAAUCCUUGGAGCUUAUCCCAUCAGGGGGUGCUUCCUGGAAGUCCUGUAUCUCCAUCAUCACAGUUCUCCGGAAGAAAUUAUAACUUUAAGAUUCAUGAGCCCAAAGAGGACAAUCAUUACAACUAUCCAUCUCAUAAUUGGGAUGACUCUCAGGGACCAGCUAAACCUGAAGCAGUUUAUGGGAACAAAUACUCUUCAAACAUGCACAUGAAGCCACUCUUUGAUUUUUCUACACCAGGAGUUCCAAAAUCAAGCUACAUUCAAAAAGAGAGACAACACAUUGGUUAUUCAAGUUCUGAAGAGCCAGGAAUUCCUUAUAGAAUAGGACGUGUGCAGAUGAAACCCAACUAUUAAGUUCCCUGUAGAGAAAAAUAUAUAUGUACAAUAAGAUACAUGAUCAUCUGAUCAUUUUUAAAGUAUUCUUGUAACACCUUAAGAAAACAUUAUGAUUUAUCUGUGCUCUAAAUACUUUACUUUUCUUUCUGCAUCAGUGUUUCCCUUUAUAUCUUGAACAUUUCCUACCUGUCCUCUGUUCACAGAGGAAAAAUUUCAUCUCCAAUAUCCAACUUUAAUAACUUACCUGUUAUAGCAGAUCCAUGUUACCUCCAAAAUUUGACAUAAUAUUUGUUUACUGAUUCAUGAUAUGUAACUUUGUAAAGUGCUCAGUGAGAUGCAUAAUAUAUUGAUUGCAAAUUACAAAAAAUACUGAGUACUUUUGUAAAUUACAGUUAUGGAAGAAAUCUCAAGAACUGCAUCAAAGCUUCAGUAUACAACGAAUGAAUUAUAUUUGAAAUAUGCAAUUUGAUUAUAAAUUAAUUCCUGAAAAAUAAAAUAAGAAUGGAUAAAUGA